This is a messenger RNA of Symphalangus syndactylus (siamang), 2236 nucleotides long. It is a transcript of the gene SLC25A35, whose product is annotated as solute carrier family 25 member 35. Lineage: Eukaryota; Metazoa; Chordata; Mammalia; Primates; Hylobatidae. The record is from RefSeq and is a predicted model, not a curated record.
GGCGGUCCCAGCACCCCAGUGGGGGACUGCUGCGCUCGGCCUCUGUGUUCGAUCGGGAGCCCAGGUCUCUUCCCUGCCAAUAACAAAACCGCCGCGUCCCGGGCCUCCCUUCCGGAGCCGGAGUCGGCGGCCAAGCGCUGGUGGCGGGGCCGGGAGUGUUAAUUCCAACCGCCUCCGGGUGAUUCCGGGGACCGGAGCGCCGAGAGCUCCUCCCAUUGGCCGCGGAGUCGGCUCGGCGCUGAUUGGCUGAGGGCCUCGGUUGUGGCUCUCGAAGGCUCUCCAUUGGCCCCGCGCUCCAGUGGCAGGAGUGUGGCGGCCCGGCCUCCGCAGGUUACCCGGGGUUGAAGCUGCUGCGAGCUCCAGUGGCUGCCUGGGGACGCUCGGGGACGCUCAUUCCUGGCCAGAGUCCUGACUUCUUUCUCGGAUCCAGAUCUCGUUGCUGGCUCGAGGAAAUCACCGGCUCUUCUCCCGGAUCCUUUUCUUCUCUCACUUGCUGGCUUUCUUCUUCCUGCCUCCCUGGCUUCCAUCUCCCAAUCCCGCGAUUCCCUCCUCUACUCCCCUGCCCCCGUCGCCCGCCAUCCUGAGCCAUCCCACCUGCAACCUUCUGUCUUUUGCCCCUCCUUGACCUCAGAGGGUCCUGCCAUAAGCUUCUCACCAGAAUCUCCUAGAUUUCUGUCUCUUCCCUGCUUGCCAGCUCUUGACUCCCAAAUUCUAGCUGACGUUUGACCACUUGACAUUUGACCCUGACACCCUUGACUGCAAAUCCAAAUUCUUACCUUCUGCAGCCUGUACUGCUAAAACAGGCCUUCCCCUGUCUUCCAACCCCGCUUUCUGACACACAUUUUUACUUUCUUACUCUUGGGUCAGUUCCUGCUGCAGCUAUCCCACCAUGGACUUCUUGAUGAGUGGCCUGGCAGCCUGCGGGGCCUGUGUAUUCACCAAUCCCCUGGAGGUGGUGAAGACCAGGAUGCAGUUGCAGGGAGAACUGCAGGCCCCUGGCACAUACCAGCGGCACUACCGAAAUGUCUUCCAUGCCUUCAUCACCAUCGGCAAGGUGGAUGGCCUGGCUGCCCUGCAGAAAGGCCUGGCCCCUGCCCUCUUAUACCAGUUCCUGAUGAAUGGCAUCCGACUGGGCACCUAUGGGCUGGCUGAGGCUGGGGGCUACCUGCACACAACUGAAGGCACCCACAGUCCUGCCCGCAGCGCAGCAGCUGGGGCCAUGGCUGGGGUCAUGGGAGCCUACUUGGGGAGCCCCAUCUACAUGGUGAAGACACACCUGCAGGCACAGGCAGCCUCAGAAAUUGCUGUAGGGCACCAGUAUAAGCAUCAGGGCAUGUUUCAGGCACUAACCGAGAUUGGCCAGAAACAUGGUCUGGUGGGGUUAUGGCGUGGGGCUCUGGGCGGCCUGCCCCGAGUUAUCGUCGGUUCCUCCACCCAGCUGUGCACCUUCUCAUCCACCAAGGACCUCCUGAACCAGUGGGAGAUCUUUCCUCCCCAGAGCUGGAAGUUGGCGCUGGUGGCUGCCAUGAUGAGUGGCAUUGCAGUUGUCUUGGCCAUGGCACCCUUUGAUGUGGCCUGCACAAGGCUCUACAACCAGCCCACAGAUGCACAGGGCAAGGGCCUCAUGUACCGGGGGAUACUGGACGCUCUGCUGCAGACAGCUCGGACCGAGGGCAUUUUUGGCAUGUACAAGGGUAUAGGUGCCUCCUACUUCCGCCUCGGCCCCCACACCAUCCUCUCCCUCUUCUUCUGGGACCAGCUGCGCUCCCUCUACUACACAUACACUAAAUAACAGCCGCUCUCCCAGUCUCCAUCAAAUGAGCACUCCUUGGCCACUUGUGCCUCCACCACUAUGUCCUGGUGACUACUGAUUAGGUGACCUUUCAUCCAUCCACGGGAGACAGCCAACCCCACUCCCCAUCUGUUCUCAGGGUUGAAUCACUACAAGAGAUGAGUUUCCCUUCUUUCCUUGGGUGUUGCUUUAAACCUUCCCUACCCAUUCCCUGGGUAACUCACACCCCUCUCUCAGGGCUGAACCAGUCAUCCCAGAGUGUAUUUCCUCCCUCUCACCACUGCCACCCUUGAGUCCCUCCUGCUCCCAUGCACAGCUUUAAACUCCUCCCUCCAGAACCAAAGGGAAUUGAGAGACCCAAUUCCCAGGCGUCUGGGACCCAGGCGUCCUGUUAGAUUCAAAGGCACAGAGAUUAUAUUGAUUAUAAAGCAAGUUUAUUCUGAA